AUUUACUUUUUUUCAAAUUGAUUGCUGGUAGCCCUGACAGAAAUUGUCAAUUCAACUGUCACGAACGUCGAGUGUUGUUUUGAAUUUUCCAGUAAACAAAAAGUAGUUAUUGGCAAAUUGUGAAUAUUAUUAGAACUAUGAACAAGACUGCUCCAGAUCCGAAAGUUAAGAAAACACUUCUGCGAAAUUAUGAACUUAAAGUGAGGCCAUCGAUCCGGAAGCCGUUAGUUGUUCAUGAUACCGCUAGUUCUUCAAAUUUAACUUCACAGACACGGUCUUCACAGAAAGAGAACGAAUUAUGUCAGCCUACUUUAUGUUCAAGUGGAGCUAUAGCUAAUUACUUAUCUGAUGCAAAGAAACAGGCUGCUCCGCCAGUUUCUUCUGAAGAUUUGAAUGUUGACAAAGGGCACCUAUGUGCCAAAAUGACGAAAAAACUAAACUUCCAUUUCAAUGAUAGAAUAUACAGGAAUCUGAUAGAGUUGAAUGCAAGCGCAGAGAAUUCUAAAAGUAGGAAAGACAGGAGAACAUCCAGUAUUACUUCUCAAAAAAGAGAUCUGGAACCAAAUAUUGAAGACUUCUAUGAAGAUGAAGUAGAAAUAGACUCCCCACCAACAAUACCUGUGCUCAAACCCAAGUUCAAACCAAUUAAAAAAGUAGAAGACAACCGCCUACACAAACUAGUUUCAGCCUUUGAGGAUUUAUGACAAACAUUUACUUUUUAUUAUAAUUUGUUAUGUAAUUUAUUGUGUUAAUUUUGUAUUAUUAAUAUAUUUUAGAAUU
Molecule: messenger RNA, 780 nt
Organism: Trichoplusia ni (cabbage looper)
Lineage: Eukaryota; Metazoa; Arthropoda; Insecta; Lepidoptera; Noctuidae
Exons: 2
Coding region: 138-704 (188 amino acids)
Source: RefSeq, a predicted model, not a curated record